AUGUCUGGAUUUGACGAACGCCCCGUAUACUUCAGCGAUGCAUUUGGCUCUGAAGAGCAAACAGAUGAUCGAGAAGUCAACAGAAUCAGCGCAAGGAAGAGAUUCAGGGAAUUCAUUCGCGAAUUUCACGAGGGAACCUUCAGCUAUCCAUACCGGUAAACAAAAUGGCGCUUGCCUAAACAGCGUGGAUCUUUUGCUUGUCUAGAAAACAAGCCUCGAUCAUUGCAUUGUACCUUCAUUUAUAAUCGUUUGAAUGGAAAAAGUCUGUUUGAUUGACAAAAUUCACUCACGGAAUUUCUAAAUUAUGCGCUUUAGUCACAUAAUAUAGAACGUUUAAUUUGGACCAGGGUGCAAACAUGUGCUCUGGAAAAUAUUAUUCUGGCUGAUCGUUGAAAAAACUUAGGUUCUUUUGGCAUUUAAGUUUUCGAUCGAAUGAGGGAAAAUAUCUAACAGAGGAGAGGAUUUGGUGUUUUUUGGAAACCUUUGACAGAAAUCUGUGGUGAACAACACAGGGCGAAUAUGAUGUUUGUAAGCUUGCUUAGGCAAAAGUUUUUACUCGAUCCGUGUUUCUUAUUCUAGCGAUCAACUCAAAAGGCAUUACAAUCUUGGCCAGUAUUACCUUGAAGUAGAUCUGCAGGAUUUGACCAGCUAUGACGAACAACUUGCUGAUAAACUUACAAAGAGUCCAGCAGAAUUCCUUCCUCUGGUAAGUUUGCACCUUAGAAACUAGCAGUGCCAUUGAUUUGAAACUGAACCAAUGUUUCCUGUCAUCAUGACUUGAAUUUAGAUUUAGAACACUUAAACCACACUGGCCUGGUAAAAGUGGGCUCCAAUUCAAGUUGUUGCUUGGAGGUCUGUUGUUGCUUUCCUAGUGACUGUUUUGUUAUGUUACUUGUUUGUGGCUAGACACUUCGAUCAGCCUUUUAUCUUAAACUCCUUAACAUCAUUUUUUCCAGCGUUGUAAAAAAAAUAAUGAAAAAUAAUACAAAUUUUGACAUUUGAAGGGUGGGCGAUAUUAAACUGAGAAUGUGCCACCCGAAAAGGAAUUGUUUUGUGGUAUUAAUUCAUGCUGAAGAAAUUUUCGCAGAAGGGGAUCCACCCACCCAAAAUAACAGAAGCGAGACUGUAAUCUAAGAAAAAUUCAAUUGAGCCCAGUUCUCUGAACCUCUGAAACCCAGGGUGUCUAGCAUAGGAUUUGUAUGAAAAAGCUAACAUGGAGCAAAAAUUAGGCACCAGGUACCACUGGGCUCUGCCAGAGCACAGAGCUGAGAAGUGAAAAAUAAAUCCCUAUAUGUGGUAUAAAUAUAUGCCCUGGUUACAGACCAGAGUAUUAAACAAAGUCUACAUUUGGAAGCAUGGGCAGCACAACCCCCUCUCCCCUCCCCGUCCUCCCACUAAUCACUGGGGACAAAGAGCUAGCCUGAUGUUAUGAUUUAACUUCAUGUAGUUUGAAGAUGCUGCAAAGGAGAUGGCAGACGAAGUAACAAAACCCAGGCCACUUGGAGAAGAAGAGGUUCAAGCCAUUCAAAUAACAUUGAAGUCAGAUGCUAAUCCCAUGAGUGUCAGAGAGCUUAGGGCAAGUAUAUGGUUUUGAAUAAACACUGCGUCACGAUGUCCAAAAUCCAUAAAUUAGCGACUUUAACAGAUUAGAUACCUUUGUUAUUAAUAUCAACUUAGUUUUCUGUCACUUCAUUGAUAUUAUUUCUGAUUUCAACAAGAGAAUGCAAAGAAUGCCAACACAUUUUUGUUAUAUUAUUUUAUCUUGAAAAGUUAUUAGAAACUGGAAAAAAGAUUGAAACUAUGCUUUCCUAUUGAAUCAAAUGCCAUAGGCAAAAUUUUGCGCACUACUGAAUAAAAAGGUAAGGUAAAAGGUAGUGGCACACACGAGCCAAAAGCCCAAUUGGUCAGAGCUUAUCCCAGUAUCCGGUCGUAGCAUGAAGCAUAUCCAGGUGUAUUGCUACUCACCCCUGGAUGGGAUGCUAGUCCAUUAUAGGGUUACCCCCAGCAGUAUGUUGCUGGACUCAUUUAUACACCUAGGUUAAGAGAGUCAAAGUGGAUUAAAGUUUCUUGUCUAGAAAACAACGCAACAGGUGAGGCUUGAACACCAGGGCUCCAGAUCCAGAGUUUGAGGUCUUACCCAUUAGGCCACACACUUCUCCACUGAGGAAAGAAAAUCCUCACAAAUUAACAAAACUUAAUUAUUUAUAUAGCGCAAGAUAUAUGGGAGUAUGAUCUAAUGCUUUAUCAAUUUUCCCUUUGGUAUCAUUUAUGACCAAGCUCUUCGAUCUAUUUAUAUCUAUAUGACUUUUUAUUUUAAUAUUAUUAUUAUUUUAGUCUGAACAAAUGGCCAAACUUGUAAAGAUUCCUGGUAUCAUAAUCAGUGCUUCAGCUAUUCGCGCCAAGGCAACCAACAUCACCAUCCAGUGCCGCUCUUGUCGUAACACCAUCUCUAACAUUCCUCUCAAGCCUGGUCUGGAAGGAUAUGCUAUGCCACGUAAAUGUCCAAGGUAGAGCCAGGUCUUGUAAUUUCAAUAAAAUAGGUGUAAAAUAGCUUAAGAAUAAGCAAGAUGCAGAAGGCCAAUAUGGAUGCAAUGAGUUGCCUGAUUUAUGUAGUAUAAAGUGACAAAAAGUAUUAGAAAUAGAAAAUUCUGGUGGAGCAUGUAUGUGCAUCCUGAAAUCUUGAGCCUGGCUUGAACUGGUUUUCUAAGAGAAAUAUCUAUAUUCUAGUCCCUGGUUCCAAAGAGUACAAAGCCUAACCUUCUUUGAGGUCCAAAUGGUUGAAAUCUAUACUCACCUUUAGACGGUCAGAAACCACACUGUUUAGGGGUCCAUGCACCUAUAUGGCAUUAUUAUCAGUGAGUACCCACCCCCCCUCCUCCUCCCCCAAUGGGAUGUUGGUCAAUGAUUGCAAAGUUUUCACCAGUGGUAUAAACUAUCAUCUUUUUUCAUAAGAGUACAUCUUGGAGGUUGAGGGGCAUUACAUGAGUGGAACACUGAGAGGUUAUUGUUUAAGAAAAUAACAAGAUCCAGAUUGUAUGGCCAGAGCAUGAAACAGUCCUUCAGACUUGAGAUCUAGUAUGCCAACUGCAUGAUAUUGCACUUCCACAUAAAAAUAAAAGCAAAAGAAUGAUUUUGACUGUUAAAAAAGAGUUCAUUUUGGGCAAAAGGGAAAGUUUGCACAGCCAUUAAUGUUGAUUGCAUUUUUUUUUUUUUCAGUGACCAAGCCGGCCGUCCACCUUGCCCUUUGGAUCCAUUUUAUAUCAUGCCAGAUAAAUGUAAAUGUGUUGAUUUCCAAGUACUAAAACUGCAAGAGUCUCCAGAUGCUGUGCCUAAUGGAGAAAUGCCACGACAUAUGCAGUUGUACUGCGACAGGUAAAAUAUUGUUCUGCAUUCAAUGAAGCACCUUUUGCAACACCCCAAGAAACAGUUCAAGAGCUGUUGGUUUAGUUCUAGCAUGGAUAACAAAAACCAUGAAAAGAAGAUGAACUAUGCAAGGUUCUUUCUUUUCUGUCAAAUUGGAGUAGCUGGCCCUGAAGCUUUUCAAAAUAAAAGGCUAAUAAAUCUUUACGGCCCGAACGUGUAAAGGAAUGAACCCUUUUAGCAAUUAUUAUAACUAUGCAAAUUUUAAAUCUGUGUUGUUUUACAUGUAGGUAUUUGACAGAGAAGGUAGUUCCUGGUAACAGAGUUACGGUGAUGGGGAUAUAUUCAAUAAAGAAAGUUGCUCAAAAGGCAGACAAGGUAACAUAAUGAAGUGAAAGGAGUAAAGACAAACUUAGUUGCCUCUUACAGACAACAGAUAGCAGUUGACUGUAUUUCCCCUAUCCAGUUAGCUCAAUUGGAUAAGCACGGUCUGCAGAAUGAAAGGCAGAUGGUUCAAACCCCAGCUGGACUAACACUCACGGUCUUGAAAUAACUGAGGGGAAAGUGCUGUUUAUCUAAUAACAUGUGCAAAUGGUUAGACUUUGUAGUGUUCUCGGAUAAAGACAUUAAACCUUAGGUCCUGUCUCACAACCCUCGCACAUUUUAAUAAAGUCUGUUAGAAGUUAAAGAGCCCAGGCACUGUUUGUAAAGAGUAAGGGACAUAGUCCUUGGUGUAGUGGUCUAUCUUAAAUUCACACUCACAUAGGGGGCGUCAUUACUCAUUCCUUCAUUACUCGUAAACUGCACCUUACGCAGUCUGGCAAAAGUCCUCUAACUAGUGUUGUAAAUUAUCCCUGAUAAGACCUGAAAGGAGUGGACAGGGUUUUUAUUAAGAAUUUUCAUAGCAGGAGAAUGGUGUAAAGGUGUACAAUUACAGGAGAUUAUUUUAAAGGAGCUCCACGUCUGAAUAAAAAAUUGUCAUAGGCUACCAAACUAUAACCNAUAGGGUGCAUCAUUACUCAUUUCUUCGUUACUCGUAAACUGCACCUUACGCAGUUUAGCAAAAGUCCUCCAACUAGUGUUGUAAAUUAUCCCUGAUAAGACCUGAAGGGAGUGGACAGGGUUUUUAUUAAGAAUUUUCAUAGCAGGAGAAUGGUGUAAAGGUGUACAAUUACAGGAGAUUAUUUUAAAGGAGCUCCACGUCUGAAUAAAAAAUUGUCAUAGGCUACCAAACUAUAACCCUAGAAUUCUGCAUAGUAAUCAGAGAAUUCUCCUAUCUCUGAUGCCUAAUGAACACCAUGAGUGGAUAAUAAGAUACUUACAAUUUACUAUUUACAAUUUCUCUCAGGACAGGGAUUCAGUGGGUGUGGGUAUAAGGAAGCCAUACCUCCGUGUUGUCGGCAUUCAGGUAGACACAGAAGGUCCAGGGCGCAGCACUGGGGCACCACUCAAUCCACUUGAGGAAGAGGAAUUUAACAGAUUUGCUAGCAGACCUGAUGCUUUUGAGACAAUAGCAAAGAGUAUUGCUCCAUUCAUCUAUGGCAGUGAAGAUGUUAAGAAGGCAAUUUCAUGUUUACUGUUUGGAGGUUCUCGAAAAAGGUAAUUUAAUUUUACAAGACUUAUACGGUGAUCAGACAUAAUUACCUCAAAGCUAGGACUUUCCCCCAAAGUUUUAGACAGGGAGGCUCCACCCCAGCGGGGGGGGGGCAACCUGUUACCCUCUUAUAAUAUACCAUUUUUGACAAAAAAGGUUUCCCUUUCAUAUACCUUUUAUUGACAAAAAAAACCUCUUUAAAAUGCGAUAAAUGUGAUAAUGUCUUUAAAAUAUGAAUAUAACUAAACCAAGAUUUCAAGUUUUCUUGUUGUUAUUUUCUCAGCUGUCUUUCACACACUGUAAUGACAUAUAUCCCCACUUCAACCCUAAUGAAAUCCCUACUGUUUUAUAUUCCUGAAGCCUGAAAAAGGAUGUGCCCCUUUCAGGCAUAGCCUCCCUCUAUAGGCUGCUAGAGGGAUUCUAUUUUCCCAGGGACCUUCCAACAGGACACUGCUUCCUUAAAUUGGUGUGCGCUACAGUAGUGACUCAAGAUUCUCAAAUAAUAAUAAGCUAUCUAUAUUAUGUGCCACUGUGAUUGUCUGCGACAGGAUAGAGAAAUCACAGAGUCUGUGAAUAGGAAUAAUUUUGUUAAUAUCUACGUUAGGGUUUUAAAACUGAUACUGAAACAUGUGAUGUGGAGUUGGGAUUUCAGAGUUCCAGCACCAUACUGUGGCCCCAAAUUAAAAUCCAUGCUGAGUUCUUCUCUCCAGAAAAUAACUUAUUGGUCUUUCUCUAAUUUUUGCCCUCUUUUUUAUCUUUAGGCUUCCUGAUGGAUUGACUAGACGUGGUGAUAUCAAUGUUCUUUUAUUGGGUGACCCUGGUACCGCCAAAAGUCAGCUGCUGAAGUUUGUUGAAAAGGUCUCUCCUAUUGGUGUUUACACAUCAGGCAAAGGAAGCAGUGCCGCAGGUUUGACAGCAUCUGUCAUGAGGGACCCUGCAUCCCGUAACUUCAUCAUGGAGGGUGGGGCUAUGGUACUUGCUGAUGGUGGUGUGGUUUGCAUUGAUGAGUUUGACAAGGUGACCAUUAUUCUUAAUUCUUACUAUUUUUUGAGUCAGAGCAAUAAUGUGUUCUGAAAACUAAAUUUCUGUCUUAGAAGACCAAUCGCUGAUCCAGUUGUCACGUACAGCACAAGACUAACCAACCUUUGUGAGAGUAUAAUGCUAAUUAUUGUUUCUCAAAUAAUAAUUUAUUGAUUUUAUUUACAGAUGCGUGAAGAUGACCGUGUGGCCAUUCACGAGGCCAUGGAGCAACAGACCAUCUCAAUUGCCAAAGUAAGAAGUAAUUCUUUUUUAUACAAGUGUAGUCCGUGGAGUUUCACCACUAUUAUUGUUGUUGUUACCUGAAUGAUUUGUUAUUAUUUUACAUGAUGUUUAGGCUGGAAUUACCACAACAUUGAACUCAAGGUGCUCUGUGCUAGCGGCAGCAAAUUCUGUCUUUGGCCGCUGGGAUGAAACAAAAGGAGAGGAGGUGAGGGCAUUUGUUGUUAGCCUUUACUAUUGCAGCUGUGUUUUGGUGAUCCCAUAAAAAUAAAUCAUCAUUCUUUUUUGUCUUUAGAACAUAGACUUCAUGCCAACUAUAUUGUCCCGUUUUGAUAUGAUCUUCAUUGUGAAGGACGAACAUGAACAAAGCAAAGACAUGGUGAGUUAUUUUGUCAGAAGUCAGUUAAACGAAAUUAUGAAGAUCAUAAAUCAGUAGUGAGAAUAUUAGUGACAAUGAUGUCUUGCUGGUGUUCAGAUGAUGAUACAGAUAAACCCUGUUUAUUUUACUUGACUGUGUGACACAUUGUGAAAAUAAUGAGAUCCCAGCUUCUUAAAAGUUUUUCCUUUUCAGACAUCCUCCCAUCAUCAGUCCACCCACCCCGCCCUCCAUCAUGUGCACACACAUUAAGACAGAAUCCAUCAGUAUAAGUUUUCAUUUUCAGUGGACAAAAACCUGUACCAGAAUAGUUUAAACCAUAUUACAUUUUUCAAGGGCUAUAAAGUUUAUAGCCCUUGAAAAAUGUAAUAUGGUUUAAAUUAUUCUGGUACAGAUUGUUGUUAUAUUUAAUAUAAUACUAAUGGGAACCUGAAAAAUAAAUUUCAAAUUUCACAGGAAUUGAGAAAACAUAGAUAAAAUUUCAUAUGAUGAGAUUUCUUAUUUGAAAUUUAUUUUCUUGGGUUUCCAUGAGAAAUCUUCUUUAGUGUUAUUAAAAUAAUAUAAUAAUUAAUUUAUAAUUAUUAAUUAAUGUCACUAUAUAUUCGCUUAAAAAGGAAAACCCCAUGAAAAGUCAUGAAACUAAAUAAAGCACGCAGUCGUAAUGAACAAACAACUGGAUUGCGUAAUAAGGGGGGGACACAGCCCUGUGGCAGGCAAUUAGCAACUUCAAGGUUACUCGCAAAAAAAGCACAAAGCCUCACUUAUCACCCCACCACCACACGAGAUGGAUCAGACAAGAUGAAGGCUAAGGAAUAAGAUGGCAAGACACAAGAUGAUGAAGCUGAUAAUGCUUUAAACAGCACCUUGAGAGGAAAAAAUUUUGCUAAAAAUAAUGAUGAUGACUGUGAUAACAAUGUGUUAUUUCACUCCCCUUUGAACAAUUCACGCUUAGUGAUAACUUGUCUGCUCUCACCACACAGCACCUUGCCAAACAUGUGAUGCAAGUCCAUCUUAAUGCAGCUCAAACUGGACAAGCACAAGAAGGAGAACUGAGUCUGAACUUCUUAAAGAAGUAUAUUGGCUACUGUCGCAAGUAAGAAUUCUUAAACAUAUUUUGAAAGCAGGGUUUCCAGAAUUUGGGUCUUGGAAGGUUUUAGUCAAAGUGCAAAGUGCUUGUUACAUCGUAAUAUUAUUAUUAAUUUUUUGAGUAAUGCUUAACAUGUCACUAUCUUCCUUAUUUUUGUGAAGUCAUUUUACCACUUGAUUUUUAGCCCCUAAUCUUGCAUUCUAAAGUCUGCUAUAAAUCACAUAUUAUCUCUUUUGUUGUAGCAAAUGUGGUCCCAGGCUGUCUGAGGAAGCUGCACAGAUGCUGAAGAAUCGUUAUGUCCUAAUGCGAAGUGGGGCUCGAGAUUAUGAGCGAGAUGCAGAGAAAAAGAUUAACAUCCCUAUCACUGUUAGGUAAGAUUUUUCUAGAGCCUAAUAAGGGGUGAGGGUGUAAUGUCUUCUCUCUUUUUCCUGUACUUAAACCACAAAAAACGUCUUUGCAAAAACAGGUUUUGAAAACAAUUUGAAUUUUACCUUGCCCUUUGUACAAGCAUGGCUAAUAUUUUCCUUGCUUAGGGCUGGAAUCGGCAAGUGAUCAAGAAAGAAUAGUUACUUGCAUUACAGGAAAAUCUAUGGAUGGGACAUUUCUUGAGCCCUGCAAAUUUUUCAUCAAAAAAGCCAACCUCUAAACCCUCUAACAAAAAGAGGUCUUCAAAUUUUUCCUGCCAUAGUAGUUUUGAAUGCCCAUUCUGUUAACCCACCUUGGGUAUCCUGUGGCUCAUGCUUUGACCCUUAUAUGCUGCCUUUAAUUUUACACCAUUAUACGCUAGAACUGCAUGUUUUUAAGUUCCUGUCACCGAUAAUUUAAUUAUCUUUCAGGCAACUAGAAGCAAUCAUCAGGAUUUCAGAGUCACUUGCUAAGAUGAGGUUACUGCCUUUUGCAACAGCAGCGCAUGUUGAAGAAGCCCUGAGACUGUUCCAAGUGUCAACAUUAGAUGCUGCCAUGUCAGGAAGCCUUUCAGGUAAACCAAAAUCUUGUAUUUGAGUGAGUACCAUUUUAAGAUAGCUUUAGAAGCUGAAAGCAAAGCACACAUGGCCCCAUCUUGUUCAUUCAAUCCAUGCCUACCCCUCCUUCAUUCAGGGCAUUGUAGAGGCCUUCCAAGGGGAGGUAUGCUGUUUCUUUGUCCAUCAUUUCUGAGGCUACCUGUUGCCUGGUAGGUUAGGAAAAAAUUUUGCUGUCACAAUUAAUUUAUCAAGGACAAAAAUGUUGAUGUUGGUUUGGCAUAAAUUUUUGUGAUUCUCAAUUUGGAAUUCACAGCAGAUAGACAACUAGGGUAACUAACCCUUUCAACCAAUACCUUGGUGUUUUGCAUCAUUAUUAUUAGGAGCAGAGGAUUUUACCCCAGAACAAGAUGUGGAAGAAGUCAGACAGAUUGAAAAGCAAAUCAAGAAGAGAUUUGCCAUUGGAACACAGGUGAAGUUAAAUAUUCUAUAGGAAGCAAAAUAUUUUACAGGUGUUAAUUGCUUUGUGCAAUGGAACAUGACUUGCUAUGAUUUAGCUACCAAUUAUGUGUAUAAAAACAACAUUGAUUUUAGCAAUAAACAAUGAAUGUAUUUUGAUCAGGACUUGAGUGUGUGCAAGUCUCUCUGUGUGCUGUUAGCCCAAAACCGGCCAGAUCUACAGAUAAUCAAGCAGUUGACACUUAUCUGUUGAUAUUUAAAUAAACUCCCAUUUACAACAAUAACAAGCUACCAAUAUUAUUAUUAAUGUAAGCCUUCUAUUUUCAUAGGUGUCUGAGCAGAGAAUAAUUCAAGAUUUUGCAAAGCAGGUAAGCAAACAUUUAAAAGACUCUAGGUAUGAUGGCUGAUAAAAGCAAAGCCUAUUUUGCCCAGUGGAGUCGGCUUUUUCUUUCCCAUUAAUUGAAGAAAUUAAAGAAAUAUUCUUUCAAACCUUGUUGAUACAAUAUCGGUUACUUUACUCCAACCAGGAGCUCUUGAAACUCUUGCUCUUCUUAAAAAUUAGCUCAAUGCUGAUUUAGGUCUAAAUAUAUUUACAGAAUAGGAGUUCAGUUCAAUGUCCAUCCAAACAUGACAAAAUCAGUUUUCCCAGGUGGUUUAUUUGGAGAUUCCUUAAAGGCCAUUUCACGCUACCUUUUUAAAAAGCUAAAACUUUAUUUGCAUCAGUUGAAUUCCAAAAAUAAUGGUCCAGUUUUUUUAUCAAAGACUAUUAAGUCAUUGAAACUGUUUCCUGUUGUCUGUUGCAAACGGAUGACAGGGAUGGAUUCGGACUGGAACUUAAAAAACUUGGGCCAACUUUUUCAAGUUUUAAUGCCAUGCCUGCAAAAAUCACCCCAAAAAAUUUUGUGGUCAGUGCUCCUUGGUAAAAUUUGUUUGAUAUCUUAUUCAAAGCUCUACAGGAGCAUUUUUUGCAGGGGGAAAGAAACACAUCACUAUUCCACACAUUUCAGCUGUAUAGGAAUUUAUACCAUAGGAGUUUUUUAAGAACUCCCAUGCUCUGACACUUUUGUUUUGACUCUGCUGCAGAAAUAUUCAGAGCGUGCCAUCCACACAGUAAUUUACAUCAUGUUGAGAAGAGGAGAACUGGAACAUAGGUUCCAAAGGAAAGUGCUGUACAGAGUCAAGUGA
This is a messenger RNA of Porites evermanni, 10280 nucleotides long. Lineage: Eukaryota; Metazoa; Cnidaria; Anthozoa; Scleractinia; Poritidae. The record is from the annotation of a GenBank genome assembly.